Messenger RNA from Triticum urartu, 1158 nucleotides. RefSeq lists its product as uncharacterized. The record is from RefSeq and is a predicted model, not a curated record. Gene Ontology annotation, cellular component: cytoplasm. Lineage: Eukaryota; Viridiplantae; Streptophyta; Magnoliopsida; Poales; Poaceae.
CAUACUAGUUAGGCCCAACGCAACCCUCCUGAAGUCCUCCUCUUUCGCAGCCCGGCCUUCUCACCACGCGAACCGCGAGCACGACGCCGGCGACGAGGACCGCCGCCGCCGCCGAACCCUGCCCAAAGCGAGGCAGCCGACGAGCCGGCGGAGAUGCUGCUGGAGGAGCUGCUCCGCUGCCAGAUCCAGGAGUGGUAUCCGGCCUUCCGGCGCCACACGGUCCCCACCGCCAUCAUCCCGCUCCCGGCUGCCUUCCUCCGCUACCUCGCCGGCCGGACCGCCUACCCCGACCCCGACGAGGGCGAUCAGGGGCCGCUCCCCUUCGUCCUCCCGACGCUCACCUCCGGCCGCGCGCCCUUCCCGCCGCUCCAGGGCCACUUCCCGGACCCCGUCUCCCUCCUCGACCGCGACAACACCGACCCCCUCUUCGGCGACUCCGACUCCGACGACGAGGGCGAGGGCCUGCUCCCGCCCGCGUUCCCGGAGCUCGAGGCCGCGGUGGACGCCGCCAUCGCCGACCUCGGCGGGGCCGCGCUCCCCAAGCUCAACUGGAGCGCGCCCAAGGACGCCGUCUUCAUGGCCGCCGACGGCACCGUCCGCUGCACCUGCUUCGCCGAGGUCGCCAUGCUGCUCCGCGCCUCCGACUGCGUCGCCCACGACCUCGUCUCCGCGCGCUCCUCCUGCCAGGACUUCGUGCGCGCCAACCGUGUUCGACGGAAUGCCGCAGAGGGUAGUCUGAGUGACCCUGGUGAGAACUGCAGCGAGGUAGGUGCCCGCGGCGGUGGGAGUGAUGCGCCGGAAGAGGAUGCUGAGCAAGAAAGCAGUGAUGAUGAUGAGACUUGGGUGGACGACGGGUUCCAGUACUACCUCGCGCUCCGCAAGUGGUACCCAGGCCUCCGCCCCGAGUCGGAGUUCCGCUGCUUUGUGCGGGGGCGGAAGCUGGUCGGUGUGUCGCAGAGGGACCCGUCUGCCUACUACCCUUCUCUGCCUGGGUGGAGCGCUGAGGUACAGCCCAAGAUCGAGGAUUUCUUCGAAGAAUUCAUCGAGCCACAGUUUGCUUCAGAGAAUUACACGUUUGAUGUGUAUGUGAGAGCCGAUGGUCGGGUGAAGCUGAUCGACUUCAAUCCUUGGGGCGGCUAUACCCUGCCGCUGCUGUUC